AUUUUUUUUCCCUUUAAUAUUAUUCUUUGUUUUCAUCAACCCUAAAUAACACUUGAUCGGUUUAUCACAUAAUAUUCACUUCCCUUCAUUAGCAAGAUCUGAAAAGUGUCACUCUUCUAGGACAAUUUUCUUUUACAAAUGUGAUUGUUAUUAUGAAACAGAUGGAGGAUAAAAAUGAAAUAAUGUAAGAAGAUCGAUCCCUACAAGAUCUACUUCGCUCUUAUGAGCAUAUAUCCCAUAAUAAGCUAACAAAGUUUUCUUUGUAUCGUUCUAAAUUUAUCUGAUGUCCUCGAAGGGACAAGCCAACAAAGUUUUAAUUUGGCAAACAAUUGUCUUUGAAUACAUUACAAAACUAACCACCUUCGUUUUCACUAGUGCUUUAUGUUUUUAAAAAUAAUAAAUUGUUGCUAUUCAUUCAUCUGUUUGUUGUUUUGCCACCGUUUCGAUGUCCCUCUGAAAUUAUAGUACACGAAUAAAGAAGAAUCAAUGGAGAAUCAAGUACAAGAAGACAUGAAGAUAUCUUUCAAUAUUCCACAAGUUCAUGGCUUGGAGCCCUCAAGAGAAAAAGAUAAGGAUUGUAAAAUUCAAGAAGAAAAUAAUAAUGGACAUAAUAUGAACCUUGCCAUCACCAAUUGCACUGGGGAGUCCCAAGGCAAAUUGGCUGAAGUUAUUAAUCACUAUGCAGGGACCCUAAAUCAAGAAAUAUCUCAUCUUUUAGGUUACCCUACUAAUCAGAGCUUUGACUAUAGUGCAUUGGCACCUUUACUUCAUUUUCACAUAAACAAUGUUGGUGAUCCAUUUAUGGGAAGCAGUUAUGGUGUAAAUUCAGCUAAUUUUGAAGUAAGUGUGCUUGAUUGGUUUGCUAAACUUUGGGAAAUAAAGAAGGAAGAGUACUGGGGAUACAUCACAAGUGGUGGAACUGAAGGCAAUUUUCAUGGAAUUUUAUUAGGAAGGGAAAAGUUUUCAGAUGGGAUUAUAUAUACUUCACAAGACUCACAUUAUUCAAUAUUCAAGAUAGCAAGAAUGUAUAGAAUGAAAUGCAUGAAAGUUAGCACAUUGGUUACUGGUGAGAUUGAUUGUGCUAAUCUGAAGACUCUACUUCUUGCCCACAAGGACAAGCCAGCUAUUAUCAAUUUAAAUAUAGGAACAACUGUGAAAGGAGCUAUUGAUAACAUUGAUAUAGUAAUACAGACACUUGAGGAAAGUGGUUUUUCUCGUGAUCGAUUCUAUAUUCAUUGUGACGGAGCUUUAUUUGGAAUGAUGCUGCCACUUCUUAAACAAGCUCCAAGCAUUACCUUCAAGAAGCCCAUUGGAAGUAUAACUAUCUCUGGCCAUAAGUUUCUGGGAUGUCCAAUUCCUUGUGGUGUUUUAUUAACUCGUUUAGAACAUAUCAACACUUUAUGUAAAGAUGUUGAAGUGAUUGGUUCUAGGGAUACCACAAUUAGUGGUAGUCGAAGUGGUCAUGCUCCAAUCUUUCUUUGGUAUGCUUUGCAAAAAAGAGGUAUCAUAGGACUCCAAAAUGAAGUGCAUAAAUGCAUGAUGAAUGCACGUUACUUGCAACGUAAACUUCGUGAUGCUGGAAUUGGUACAAUGUUAAAUGAAUUUAGCAACACAGUUGUUUUUGAGAAGCCUUUGGAUAUUGAGUUUAUUCGAAAGUGGAGUUUAGCAUAUCAAGGAAAUAUUGCACAUGUGGUGGUGAUGCAACAUGUUACUAUUGAAAUGUUGGACUCAUUUGUUGAUGAGUUUACUAAAAAACGAGCAAUUUGGUUUCAGUAUGGGUUGAGAAAGCCUAUAUGUCUUGCAGAUGAAAUUGGUGCUGAAAAUUGUAUUUGUUCAUUGCACAAUUGAUUUACAUCGAAUGGAACAUAUUGAGUAAUACAUAUUAUUUUAUCAAAUAAUAAUUUACUCAAUCAUGUUCUCAUCAAUUUGUACUAUUAUCUUAUUUGAAAUUUAUGAAUAAUGUUAUAGACUGUUAACUAUUGUUAAUGUCUAUUAUUGUUGUGAA
Molecule: messenger RNA, 2005 nt
Organism: Medicago truncatula (barrel medic)
Lineage: Eukaryota; Viridiplantae; Streptophyta; Magnoliopsida; Fabales; Fabaceae
Product: serine decarboxylase 1
Exons: 5
Coding region: 487-1848 (453 amino acids)
Biological process (GO): carboxylic acid metabolic process
Molecular function (GO): pyridoxal phosphate binding; carboxy-lyase activity
Source: RefSeq, a predicted model, not a curated record